This is a messenger RNA of Pediculus humanus corporis (human body louse), 2922 nucleotides long. Its product is annotated as kinesin eg-5, putative. The record is from RefSeq and is a predicted model, not a curated record. Lineage: Eukaryota; Metazoa; Arthropoda; Insecta; Psocodea; Pediculidae. The transcript is spliced from 12 exons. The coding region runs from base 1 to 2922 and encodes 973 amino acids. Gene Ontology annotation, biological process: microtubule-based movement; mitotic spindle assembly. Gene Ontology annotation, cellular component: nucleus; spindle microtubule. Gene Ontology annotation, molecular function: microtubule binding; plus-end-directed microtubule motor activity; ATP binding.
AUGGCUGCAAGAAACAAAAUUGAAAAGAAACAACACAUUCAAGUGUUUACUAGAGUGAGACCUUUAAGCUCUCAAGAAUUAAGAUCACAGGUUGUGGUGGAAUGUAACAAUGCUAAAGAAGUAUCAGUCAGAGACAAAAGUACAACAAAAACAUUUACUUUUGAUCGAGUUUUUGGGCCUGACUCAAAACAAAUAGAUGUAUACAAGGUUGUCGUCAGUCCUCUUAUUUCUGAAGUUUUACAGGGGUAUAAUUGCACUGUUUUUGCUUAUGGACAAACUGGUACUGGGAAAACAUUUACCAUGGUGGGCGAUAAAUCUGAUCAUGUCAAUGGAAGUUGGGAAGAGGAUCCUAAUUGUGGUGUAAUUCCUCGAACACUCAGUCAUCUUUUUGAUGAACUUAAAGUUAGGGCUGAUGAAUUCACAGUGAGGGUUUCGUUUCUUGAAUUGUAUAAUGAAGAGCUUUGUGAUCUUUUGGCUCCAAAUGAUAAUGAUGAUGGAAAAAAUUUGAAGUUGUUUGAAGAUUCUAUGAAAAAAGGUUCUGUCAUAGUUUCAGGCUUAGAAGAAAGAACUGUGCAUAAUAAAGAUGAUGUUUAUGCAAUAUUGGAAGCUGGAAAUUUACGAAGACAAACAGCUCCAACAUUAAUGAACGCCCAAUCCAGUCGUUCUCACACAAUCUUUACAAUUACUGUUCAUAUCAAAGUUACCACACCUGAGGGAGAAGAUUUAAUUAAAACAGGUAAAAUGAAUUUGGUAGAUCUUGCAGGAAGUGAAAAUAUUGGAAGAUCGGGAGCUGUUGAAAUGAGAGCAAGAGAAGCUGGAAGUAUCAAUCAAUCUCUCUUAACUCUUGGAAGAGUUAUUACAUCAUUGGUAGAAAGAACUCCUCACAUUCCAUACAGAGAGUCUAAGUUAACGAGAAUUUUACAAGACUCACUGGGAGGCAGAACAAAAACAUCGAUAAUUGCAACUGUUUCGCCAGCUCUUUGCAAUAUAGAAGAAACUUUAAGUACAUUUGAUUAUGCACAUCGAGCUAGAAAUAUCACAAAUAAACCAGAAAUAAAUCAAAAAACAUCAAAACGCGUUCUGCUAAAGGAAUAUACAGAAGAAAUCGAAAGAUUACGUCGAGAUUUGAUUGCUACUCGAGAAAAACAUGGUGUUUAUUUAGCAUCUGAAAAUUAUAAUGCUAUAAUGGCUGAAAGAGAAAAUUUGAACAGAGAAUUGGUCUCUAAAUUACAAUUAUUAAAAGUUAGAGAAGAUGAAUUGGCCAAACAAGAGGAAAUUUUAAAAAGCUUAAACAUGAAUUUGUAUACUACGCAAAGUGAACUUGCUGCUACUUGUCAAAAGCUGGAAGAAGCAAACCAACUUUGCAUAGAAAAAGAAGAUAUGUUACACGAAUUGGGAAAGCAAACAAACGCACUUCUGAAAACCGCUGAUGAAGCAGUUAAUGAUGCGAAAACAUUACACGAUCGUUUGGAUAAAAGUAGAAGAAUAUUAGAACAUAAUUAUAAUACUUCUGAAAUGUUUAAAAAUAAAUAUUAUUGGAAUUUAAAUGAUAUGAAGGGUCGAACCGAAGAUUUUUUUGAAAAACAAAUUAAUAAUAUUGAAGGUCAGAUGGAAGAAGACAGAAAAAAUUUUUCUGAUAUUUUAAGUCAUCAAAACACAUUACAAGAAAAUAUUGGAAGAAUGGUGAAGGAAUCUAAUUCUAAAAUACAAAGCUCCCUUAAUAUUCUAAAAGAACAGACAUUCGGAAAUAAUAAUUUUUUUGAAGAGCAAUUAAACAAAUUAAAACUUGCCGUUGAUACUGAAAAUCAAAAUGCCCAUGAAAUAAUUUCAAAAUUAAUGGAAUAUUCGCAAAUAGUUAAGUCCGAUUGGACCAAGUUGUUUGAUUCUUUUGAAAUAAACAGAAGGAUUCUUGAAAAACAAAGCUUUGACAUACAGUCGGCACAAGAUAGGUUAAUGGAACUGACUAAAACAGUUUUAGAUUUGCCUGCAAAAUACAAUGAACAGUUAAAACGCCGCGAAGAAAAAUUAAAAGCCUAUGUGGAAAAAUGUGACUUUUUAGAAAAGCAAAAAGCAAAUACUGACAAGCAGAUCGAAGAAUUUAGUCACACGCUUUUAAAAAUUGCACAAGAUCAAGUAGAAUUAUUGCAAAGAAAAAGCGAAUGCGAAGAAGCGUUAAAAAAUAUAAAAACGGACAAGGAAUGUGAAGAAGAAAAUAUGUUUAGUGAAAUAAACGAAUGUUUGGAAAAAAAUACCACCGCUAUCACGAGUCAAGCAGAAGAAGCAGAAGCGAUAAAUGAAAAAAUUGGAAAAUCAACAGCAAAUCUGAUAAAAAAUACCGAAGAAGUGGUUUUCCCAGUGAUUAACGGAAUGAUGGAAAUAAAUAAUGAAUGGACUUUCUCAUUAGAAUCUUUUAUAAAAGAAAAGUCAACUGAGUCACAGGGCAAAUUGACCGAAUUGAAACACCUUUGUGAAAGUCAAAAUGAUAAAGUUGUCGAGUUUUCCGAGAAUAUUGAAAAAAAAUCAUUGGAAGCCAUCGCCGAUAAUGAGAAUUUGGGAACGUGGGCAAAUAUGCAUUCGGACAAUUUUAUAAGUCUCUCAAGAGAUAAUCUAGAGAAUAAUCUUUCGAACAAACAAACAAUGUCGUCGGAAAUAACUGACUAUUCCAAUGACAUACUGUCUAAAUUUAGCGAAAGGAUGGGUGAAAUCGAAACUUUCUUUACGGAAAACAUUAAAAAAGAUGAAAGAACCGGUAAUACACCUCAGAGGAAAGAAUUCAAUUAUCCGAAAAGCAUUCUUUGUUAUUCGAACAGGGUCAGAGACACGUCUUACAAUUCCUUGUCUAGAGAACCACAAAAAAUUUCAAGAUUGUAUAUGUCAGACAGUGACGACAUAGAUGAAAAUAAGGAAAAUACUUCUUUAUAA